This is a messenger RNA of Zasmidium cellare ATCC 36951, 693 nucleotides long. RefSeq lists its product as uncharacterized. NCBI's taxonomy places the organism in Eukaryota, Fungi, Ascomycota, Dothideomycetes, Mycosphaerellales, Mycosphaerellaceae. Gene Ontology annotation, molecular function: transmembrane transporter activity. Gene Ontology annotation, cellular component: membrane. The annotation marks the transcript as partial. The transcript is spliced from 4 exons. The record is from RefSeq and is a predicted model, not a curated record. Gene Ontology annotation, biological process: transmembrane transport.
AAUGUCCUUGUCGAUUGGGAGGAAGCAGAGGAGAGGGCUCUUCUAUGGAAGCUGGAUUUUCGAGUCCUGUUCCCGUGUUGCAUCUUAACUAUGUCCAACUUCCUCCUCAGAGCCAAUAUGGGAUACGUCAACGUCCUCCGGGCUGGGACGAAAGACACACUGUCUAAAGAGCUCGGGCUUCACGGCAUCGUUUUCAACUGGGCCAUUUCGAUCACAUACUUCGCCACAACGAUCCUACUCCUUCCCUCGAAUCUUCUCAUGAAAAAAAUGUCCGGGAAACACUUCCUCCCAAUGAUCAUGGCAGGCUUUGGUGCACUCUCGGCGUGUAUAGCAGCCAGCCAAAAUGCCAGUGGACUGUUGGCAUCGCGCUUCUUUCUUGGUGUUCCAGAAGCUGGCGUUGUGCCUGCUGUCGUCAUGUACUUCAGCUUUUGGUACAAGCCAUCUGAACGCGCGCUGAGACUUGGCCUCUUCCAUGCUGCCAACUCGAUUGCCAUCGGCACUGGAGGCUUCAUCGCCAAUGGCAUCGACAACUUGAAUGGACGACUGGGGCUUUCCUCGUGGAGAUGGGUCUUCAUCAUUGAGGGAUGUGUUACCAUCGCCUUGGCUGUUCCAGUCUACUUCCUGCUCCUGACUUUCCCGGAGAACAGCACUGCGCUCAACGAUCGAGAGCGUCACAUAGCAAUCAACCGUUUC